Messenger RNA from Knipowitschia caucasica, 216 nucleotides. The record is from the annotation of a GenBank genome assembly. NCBI's taxonomy places the organism in Eukaryota, Metazoa, Chordata, Actinopteri, Gobiiformes, Gobiidae.
AUGAGUGUGCCCUUGCUUGCCGUGGGGUUUCAGCGUGUGCUCUUCUCUCCGCAGGACGACAUCAGUGCUGCUCAUGUGACUUCAGCAGAGGGUUCCGCUCUAACCACCCGGCGGUCCUCACUUCAACAACAUGACUCACCGCGGCCUGCCCCUGCAUCUCCUGCUCCUCUGCUUCUCUAUGCACGGUGCCUCGACACAAGGAGAAGAUUUCUAUGA